AGACAGAUUUUCUGUGAGAGCUCGGACUGCACGCAAAAAAAUGGCAGAGAACAUGUUUCUGUACUGGGGGUCGGGGAGCAUCCCCUGUUGGAAGCCCAUGAUCGUUCUGGAGGAGAAGGGCUUUGGGGGAUACAAGAACAAACUGAUAACAUUCAGCAAAAAAGAGCAUAAAGGAGAGGAUAUCCUGAAACUUAAUCCCCGAGGUCAGGUCCCAACAUUCAAAGAUGGUGACAUAGUAGUGAAUGAAUCCAAUGCCAUAUGUGAUUACUUAGAGAGUACUUACAAAGGCAAUGGUACAAAGCUCAUACCUGAUGACAAAGCCAAAAGAGCAAAGGUUCUACAGCGUAUGCAUGAGGCUGCUAGUAACAUGCAACAAAAGAUGAUGUUGGAUGUAAUUUACUACAUGUGGCAAACAAAAGAAGAGGACCGAAAGGAGGAAGAUGUAACAAAGAAGAUGGAUGCACUGAAAGAAGAAUUAAAUCGCUGGGAGGGCUACCUAGGGGAGACAAAAGCCUUUCUAGCAGGACCAGACUUCAGCAUGGCCGAUGUCUACUUUUACCCAUACAUUGCCUUUGCUGUCCGUAUGGGUCUGGAGCUAGAAAAACUCCCAAAUCUGAAGGUAUAUUUUGACAAGGCAUCAGCUCGUCCAAGCCUCCAGGCCACUCAACCUCCUCAUUGGAAGGAGGAGGAACCCAAAAAUACCCCUCUUAAAGGAAUUCUGUGAAACAAAACUUUCCUUUCAGUGUACAAUGUAGACACUUUUUAUUCUGUUGAACAGAGCAGUUUUCAUUGCCAUUGUGUGCCAUAUUAAUACAACAAUCCUUAAUUUUUUUUAUUUUUUUUUGCAUAAUACAAUUUUGAAUGAUUAUUAAUGUAUUAAAUACAUGUAUAAGCAUUGAAAAUAAACUUUUUCACUUAA
Molecule: messenger RNA, 919 nt
Organism: Saccostrea echinata
Lineage: Eukaryota; Metazoa; Mollusca; Bivalvia; Ostreida; Ostreidae
Product: glutathione S-transferase A-like
Exons: 6
Coding region: 41-724 (227 amino acids)
Source: RefSeq, a predicted model, not a curated record